Messenger RNA from Fopius arisanus, 1100 nucleotides. RefSeq names its product cold and drought-regulated protein CORA. Bases 47 to 865 code for a protein of 272 amino acids. The transcript has 3 exons. The record is from RefSeq and is a predicted model, not a curated record. NCBI's taxonomy places the organism in Eukaryota, Metazoa, Arthropoda, Insecta, Hymenoptera, Braconidae.
AAGACGUUAGCGUCUAAGCUGCACUCUGUGACUGACUGUCGGCGAGAUGAAGGCAUUUAUCAUUGCAUUGGCUAUAUUUGGGGUUGUCGCUGCUGGUCCACGUGGCAGGCGCGGUGUUCUCAAUCAUGGAUAUGGACACGGCCUCUCCUACGCGGGAAUUUACGCUGAUCAUGGUUACGCUGGUCAUGGUUAUGGUGGUCAUCAGUACGAUGGUCAUGGUGUAGCACUCGCUGGUCCUGUUUUGGGCCCAGCCAGUGUUGUCGGUCCACAUAUCGGUGCUUCGUCAUUAGCUGGGCCAGUCAUUGGCCCGUCACAUCUUGCUGGAUCUGUUGCUGGUCCAGCUCAUGUGUCGGGAGCUGUUGCUGGACCUGCCACUGUCACAGCUUCCAUCGCUGGUCCAGCACAUGUCGAGCACUUUGGCGGACCUCUUGAUGGAUCUUACGAUGGAGGCUAUGGAGGAUAUGAUGGGUAUGGGCAUGCCGGGUAUGGACACGGUUAUGGGGGAUACGCUAAGGGACUCGUUGGAGGAUAUGGUUACGGUGGUCAUGGGGCCCAUGGGGCUGUUGUUGUUGGACCUGCGGCUCAUGGCGCUGUUUAUGCUGGUCAUGAGGCUCAUGGAGCUGUUCUCGCUGGACCACAUGCUCAUGGAGCUGUUCUAGCUGGACCACACGCUCAUGGGGCUGUUCUCUCGGGACCACACACACAUGGAGCUGUGGUCUCAGGACCUCAUGCAGGUGCUGCUGCUGUAUCUGGACCCCAAGCCGGUGACGUCGUCAUCGCUGGACCCUCCGGCAAAAUCACUGCCCAUGGAACUGGCCAUGGCGCUGGAAUCCAUACAGGAUACGGUCAUGGUCAUCAUUGGUAAUUAAUCGACGUUAAUAAAUGUAAUUCAUAACUCAGCGACUCAGCACUGCCAGAAUAUCAGAUAAUUCCGGAUUUGAAGAUCCAUUGACAUAAAAUUCGAUGCAAUUAUCAAUUUUCUUUUUUACACAAUCUACGCUACGUGGAGUGAUCAGGUCGAUCAUACUCUCGUCGAUUUAAUGUACAUAACAAGUCGAGUCUGUACGCGAAAAAUAAACUCAUUAUUUUGUCUAUUCAAA